Molecule: messenger RNA, 4734 nt
Organism: Mizuhopecten yessoensis (Yesso scallop)
Lineage: Eukaryota; Metazoa; Mollusca; Bivalvia; Pectinida; Pectinidae
Exons: 19
Coding region: 1-4302 (1433 amino acids)
Source: RefSeq, a predicted model, not a curated record
AUGUACAGACCUUACCCUCUGACAACGGUCAUCUACAGAGCGACAAACCCACUGAAAACGGUCAUCAACAGAACGACAAACCCUUUAACAGCGAUCAUCAACAGACCGACAAACCCUUUUACAGCGAUCAUCAACAGACCAACAAACCCUUUUACAGCGGUCAUCAACAUACCAACAAACCCUUUGACAGAGGUCAUCAACAGACUGACAAAUCCUCUGACAGAGGUCAUCUACAGAGCAACAAACCCUCUGAAAGCGGUCAUCAACAGACUGACAAACCCUUUACAGCGCGGUCACCAACAGACUGACAAACCCUUUAACAGCGGUCAUCAACAGACUGACAAAUCCUCUGACAGCGGUCAUCAACAGAUCGACAAACCCUCUGACAUCGGUAAUCAACAGACUGACAAAUCCUCUGACAUCGGUAAUCAACAGACUGACAAACCCUCUGACAUCGGUAAUCAACAGACUGACAAACCCUUUACAUCGGUAAUCAACAGACUGACAAAUCCUCUGACAUCGGUAAUCAACAGACUGACAAACCCUCUGAAAGCGGUUAACAACAGACUGACAAAUCCUUUUACAACGGUCAUCAACGUACCAACAAACUCUUUAACAGCGGUCAUCAACAGACUGACAAACCCUCUGACAGCGGUCAUUAACAGACUGACAAACCCUUUUACAGCGGUCAUCAACAGACCAACAAACCCUCUGACAGCGGUCAACAACAGCCCAACAAACUCUCUGACAGCGGUCAACAUCAGACUGACAAACUCUCUGACAGCGGUCAUCAACGUACCAACAAACUCUUUUACAGCGGUCAUCAACCAACUGACAAACCCUCUGACAGCGGUUAUCAACAAACUGACAAAUCCUCUGACAUCGCGGUCAUCAACAGACCGACAAACCCUUUUACAGCGCUUUAACAGCGGUCAUCACCAGACUGACAAAUCCUCUGACAGCGGUCAUCAACAGAUCGACAAACCCUUUUACAGCGGUCAUCAACGUACCAACAAACCCUUUUAUAGCGGUCAUCAACAGACCUACAAACCCUUUAACAGCGGUUAUCAACAGACCGACAAACCCUUUAAAAGCGGUCAUCAACAGACUGACAAAUCCUUUGACAUCGGUAAUCAACAGAUCGACAAACCCUUUUACAACGGUCAUCAACAGACCGACAAACCCUUUUACAGCGGUCAUCAACGUACCAACAAACACUUUAACAGCAGUCAUCAACAGACUGACAAACCCUUUAAUAGCGGUCAUCAACAGACUGACAAAUCCUCUGACAACGGUCAUCAACAGAACGACAAACCCUUUUACAGCGGUCAUCAACAGACCGACAAACCCUUUAACAGCGGUCAUCAACAGACUGACAAAUCCUUUAACAGCGGUCAUCAACAGACUGACAAAUCCUUUGACAUCGGUAAUCAACAGACCGACAAACCCUUUUACAGCGGUCAUCAACAGAACAACAAACCCUUUAACACCGGUCAUCAACAGACAUACAAACCCUUUAACAGCGCGGUCAUCAACAUCCUGACAAACUCUUUUACAGCGGCCAUCAACAGACCGAGAAACCCUUUUACAGCGGCCAUCAACAGACCGACAAACCCUCUGACAGUGGUCAUCAACAGACCAACACACUCUCUGACAGCGGCCAUCAACAGACCGAGAAACCCCCUGACAGCGGUUACCAACAGACCGACAAACUCUGACAGCGUCGACAAUGUGGACGUGAACGACGAUGGCGCCGACGAGGAAGAGGAGGAUGGCGCCGACGAGGAUGAGGGGGACGCCUAUGAGGAUAGGACAAAGGAGAUUAGUGAGGAUUAUGACGACAAUUACGAUGAAGAUGAAAGUGAUGAAUUGAAACAAACCGAACCGAACGCGCCCUUAAAGUGUGCAACCUACCGGAAGUUGUUAUUUGACACUUCCGCCAUAAACAAGCCGCUAAACGGGAACAGUACAGGACCCCAGAGACCAACAUUGAUGGAGUACACCCGUGUGCCUCUGAUACUAAGUGAUGAAUCAGAUGAAGAUAUUUUCGUUAAAGGAUAUGCCCAUUAUGGCGAUUUAGAACUGAAACUGCUACCUCCAAAUAAUGGCAUGAAACCAUCCUCACCACAGCAUCGCAAACACAAGAAGAAGAGAUUUCUUACGAGGUGUCAGAUUAUCUCUGUUGCUGUAACUGUCCUUCUGGUUAUUUUUGUUUCUUUGGGGAUCUUUGCAGCGAUUCAUUCACAUUCAUCUCAUGAUAGCCAGCAGGCCACAUCAGGACAACUUGGAAAUAGCAAUCAGACAGUCACAUCAGGAAAACUUGGAAAUAAUGAUCACACGGUCACAUCAGGACAUAAGACUAAGAAUGGCAAUCAGAUCAAGAAUAAGAAACCAACCGAAAAUUGGAGUAAAACUUUUGAUAAAUUAUUGGAUUCGAUGUCCGAGUCCAAUGUGCGGCUUUUAGAUGUUGAUGGAGACGGACUAGAUGAUGUGAUAUUCGCCACAGUUUCAUCAGAAAUCGCUUUAGCCUUGAUGAGGUUAGACGGAAAUGAAACACAAAUGAGGAACCUUUGCUUAGAAAAAGGAGAGGAGUAUCCCUGUGUUGGCCAUCUGUAUGCUCUACGAGGCUAUGACGGAAAAGUUCUAUGGAGAGAAAAAGUGUAUUCGUCCAUAACACUCAUCAACUGUGCCGACUUUGAUGUAGACAAAGACGGUUACAAAGACUGUAUUUUGUGUGGUCGCCCUGCAGGUGUCCAGGCCGUCAGUACAAAGACAGGUAAGACAUUAUGGGUUGGUGACAAAACUCUGAUGUCCCCAAUGUGGAACACGUUCCAGGUGCUAGCUCUGCCGGACUUUGAUGGGGACGGUGUUUCGGAGGUCUUGGUGCCUAAUGGGGGAGACCCCAGCAAGGAUGCAGAGGAUCACGACCGUGCAGCAGGACGUCUGUUGAUCUUGUCGGGAGCGACAGGACAGACGAUGGGUAGUCGUUACCUGGCGAUGCCUGACAGUAGGGAAACAUACUUUAGUCCCGUUAUGUACACGUGUGUGGAUGGGUCCCAGUACAUACUGUUUGGAAGUGGCGGGGAAACUGUGACGGGUGACUUAAUGAUGAUAUCCCUACCGGAUUUCUAUCGCUAUGUAAUGGAGAUGGAUGGUGAUGUCCCAGGUGUUCAGGGCCGAUAUGACCAGUGGCUAGAGGAGACACGGGACCCAACAACAGGCAUCAUUACCCUCUACAAGGGGACAACAAAGGGAGUUAUGGUACCCCCUGUCAUCGUGGAUGUGGAUGAUGAUGGAGUGUUGGACAUCAUGGCCUCAAUUUAUGAUGGCAAAAAUAUACUCUACAACGGCAAGGAUUUGAGCAUCAUGUGGUCAGUUGACUUCCCAGGACAGGAGUCUUACAGUACACCUGCUCCUGGCCAUUUUGAUGAUGAUGGAACUCUGGACUUUAUGACCCACUGGAGUCUUGGUCAGUGGCCUGUAUAUAACAAAUCUCAGGCUGUGAUUCUGAGUGGUAAAACAGGGGGGGUAAUCUGGAAGUUUGACACCGAUUGGUACGAGAUGUCUUCUGAUCUGACUCUCCUCACCGACGACCCACACAGGGACAUGUUCUUGUUCAAGUUAAAGGGGCGUGGCGCAAAUGUGCACAUGGGCAAGGACGAGAUUCUGAUACGUACUGGCGAGCUACAUAACCCACACCAGCAUGAUGACACAAACCACGCACAACGCCGCCACCUGGGUCAGGAUGGGCAUCAAAGUGGAAACAUUACACCAUCAGGAAUCGUAGCCAAAGAUGACUACAGGCACCACCAUAUCGUAUGUGAGGAGAAGUCCAACCUCAAGACAGAGCUGUUUCUCAUGGACCGAACAAUUACCAACCAGCCAAUCAAAGUCAUGGAAGUGCCAGCCCAGUCUUACACAUAUACAGUUCGCCGUGAAAAGGAUUCUUUAUCAUCGGAAAACCAGACCAUGUGUGUGGUACUGAUCCCAGAAGAUCGAGCUACAGCUGCCGUUGGUGACGUCGACGGUGAUGGUCAACUAGACGUCAUUUCCAUCGUGGAUCUUGUUGGACCGAUUGUGGAUGCAGGGUACAGCUACACAGAGAUGAAGUCUCUGACAGUUAUACAAAAGAUCAGCCUCGCUCCCCUCCUCGGCGACGUGUCUCAGCGAGUCAGUUUGAACCCAGCAUCCAUCACUGACCAGCAUCAAGAAUGGACUGGACAGUUGUUACCUAUGGACAAACAGAACUGGGGUGGUUACAUGGGUACUAAGGGAAACUCUAUCUACAGAGGUCACAACUGAUGCAAACCAGGGGUUAUUCUAUACACAGCUAAUUUCUGAAUUGAUCAAUAUGGUGAAACGAAGAUCCAAGACCACUUACGCAAAGUUGGACUCAUCUCACAGAGGCUGACAGGAGUAACUGGUCGAAGGUCUAAAUUUCACCAUAUUGAGCCUUCACCAGCAGCUCUCAUUAAUGCUGUUUCAAGAUGUCAACAAAGCAUUUUCGGCAUUAUAUCAGUCUAUGAUGUCAUAAUAGUGAGCCUCACUUUGAAUUUCUAAGGUCAAUAAUAUUUAUGACCCCGAGAUAGUGACUGUACAUUCCACUGCAGGGCAGGUCAGACACCAUAAUACAAUGUUGAGUUGUGUCAUUGAGUUGGCCAAUCACAGCAUUAGAUUCUCAUUACAGUAAUAUUCCGUCUUUUCGUAUCGCAGAGUUAUCUUCUCUUGUGAGCA